Anisakis simplex (herring worm) is the source of this 441-nucleotide messenger RNA. The record is from the annotation of a GenBank genome assembly. NCBI's taxonomy places the organism in Eukaryota, Metazoa, Nematoda, Chromadorea, Rhabditida, Anisakidae.
AUGGUUGACGCGAAAUCCAAAACGUUCACAUUAGAUGAGAUUGCUGUGCAUAAUAGUGUGCAAUCGUCAUGGAUUGUUAUCGAUGAUAAGGUGUACGAUGUGACGAAAUUCAUUGAUCAACACCCGGGUGGCGAAGAGGUGAUUCUGGAGCAAUCGGGAAACGAUGCCACAGAAAGUUUCUACGAUGUUGGUCAUUCGAAUGACGCAAAAGAAAUGGCCGAAGAGUAUCUCAUUGGACAUGUGGAUCGAGGCAAACACUCCACCAGCGAAGCGCCGUCUGAAUCUCCAGCCGCCUCUGGAGAUCAUGCUUUAAGUCAUCACACUCAAGCCACUUGGUCUGACAUUAUAUUCAGUCCAACUUGGAGUAAUUUUCUGAUACCGACCGCAAUUUCAAUUUUAGUUUAUGUCUCUUACAGAGGUAUGAAGUCGAUAUUCAUUUAG